Messenger RNA from Linum tenue, 2168 nucleotides. Lineage: Eukaryota; Viridiplantae; Streptophyta; Magnoliopsida; Malpighiales; Linaceae. The record is from the annotation of a GenBank genome assembly.
CAAAUUUCUCACAAAGCCUCAAACGUCAAAGCACAGAAUUACCAACCCUCCAAGAAUAUAAUUUGAUUACUUUCGUCCUACCUUCCGACUUCUUCCAUUAUUUUCUGCCUCUGAAAGCAAGACAUAGAGAAGCGAUGGGGAACUGCUGCUGCACAGCUGCUGUGCCGGCGGCGGGGAGUGUGGGAGGACGGCGGCGGCGGCGGGGAGAGUCUUCGUCUCAUCGUCACAGAGGGAUCAAGACGGUGGACGUGGAGGAGUAUCACUGCGAAUUCUCUUCAGGGGAUCAGAAGUCCGACCUUUGCAUUUGCGUUGUCACGUGGAACAUGAACGGCCAGGUUUGUUAUGAAGAUUUGGCGGAGCUGGUGGGGAGCCAUAAUGCUAAGGAGAGGAAGUAUGAGCUGUUGGUGGUUGGUCUCCAGGAAGCUCCUCGCAGAAACAUUGCCCGUUUGUUGCAGGCUGCUCUCGCCAACACUCACAUGUUGCUGGGGAAGGCCAUUAUGCAAUCGCUUCAGCUCUAUGUUUUUGGUCCUUGUCGCAGCUCAGAGUUACUUCUCACAGAAGUGGAGGUUGACAAACGUUCAGUGGGAGGUUGCGGCGGAAUGGCCAGAAGGAAGAAAGGAGCCGUGGCAAUCCGCAUCAACUACAAAGGGAUUUCAAUGGAAAGGAAUUGGGAGAGCAAGGACAUAACGCACAGCCUCUUCUCCAAGAACUCCAACCCUUACUCCAGGCCAGCCCACCUCACAGUCUGGCUGGGAGAUCUCAACUACAGGAUCCAAGGAAUCGACAACUUCCCCGUCAGGAAACUCAUCCACAACGACCUCCAAUCCGUGCGAGUGCCGUCGUGGACGGAUCGUAUUUUGUUCAAGAUAGAAGAAAGGGAUGAGAAGAUGAGUGCGAAUUUGCAUUCUUAUGAAUCCGUCGACGGUAUCGACAGCUCCGAUCAUAAGCCCGUGAGGGCGCAUCUUUGCUUGAGAGUUACUGAUGAUAAAUAAGGCCGGCGCGCGCAUGCAGUACUCGCGUCCUAGACCAUCUAUGGUGUCAUGCUAGGGGAUCGGUGUACGGUCAUCAACACCCUCAUCACCUAAUCCUUAAGCAUGCAUGACAUCAUCCUAAAGGGCUUAGUGCAUACACCUCCACAUGCAGUCUGGCCAACAUCCUCACACCCUCUUCGCAUACCCCACCACCGAGACCCCAAGCAUGGCAUUAUCUAGGGGGUAAACAAUAACAUGAACAUUUCUCAUUAAGAAUCCUCAAGCAUUACAUAACGAGGAGCCCAAAAAAUUUCAAGCAUGAUAGGCCUCAGGUGUAUCAAGCAUGAUAUCUAUCCAAUGAGGCCAUCAAAGACUCUUAAGGUGUCAAACAUGCAUACACCCACAUGUCAAAGAUUAUAGAUUGCCUAGGUGUUAAACAUGCAAGACAAUAUCAAGGGGGUCAACAUGGAUUCACAAGCUCGAAACAUUAUUCAUUAAGGCAUUGAGCAUCAAGGUACUUGAAGCCAAUGUGGUCACCCCCAUCAUGAGAUGGUGGCCAUAGUAAAAAAUGACGACCCCCACCUCUCUCAUGUCAAGCAUAAAGACCCAUGAAUGAUGUUAGCAUAGAUGGGUCCAUUUCGAAUAUCCUACUAGCCAAUGUAGUCAAAAUCACGUUUUAAAACUUAAAAGCUUACGCUUUUACAUUUAUAUGUAACCAAAAUUCUUCUAUGUAGGAUUGCGGUUUUCACUUACAAUUGUAGUCAAAAUCCAUGCUUUAAAGUUUAAAAGCUUUUAUUUUUGCGCUUCUAGGUACCAAAAUUCUUCUACACAAAAUCGAAAUUUCGACUGCACUGCCGCAUGUGUCAAAAGGGGGUCCAGGUAUCAAGCAUGUAACCUAGCUACGUAACCAUCAUGGCCACAUCCCAUCAUGCCAGAAUGACCCCAAAAGAAGCAUGCCAAAUAGGGGAAUGGGAAACACCAUCAAUCAAGACACCUCUAUGAAAGGUGAAGAUACCUAUCAAAUGAAGCCAUCAACGUAUCAAGUGGUCUAUAUGGAAGCAGAGGAGGUUAGGUAAUCAAACAAGAUACAUAAAGCACCAAUGCAGUAGGAGGAGCGGUUAAAAAAGUUAUACACAUGAUAGCUAUAAACAGGGAAACAAAGAUAAAAUAAGAUCACACGUCUCACACACAUGCCAA